This is a messenger RNA of Phytophthora nicotianae INRA-310, 1179 nucleotides long. RefSeq lists its product as hypothetical. The coding region runs from base 1 to 1179 and encodes 392 amino acids. The transcript has a single exon. The record is from RefSeq and is a predicted model, not a curated record. Lineage: Eukaryota; Oomycota; Peronosporomycetes; Peronosporales; Peronosporaceae.
AUGCAUUCAAAAGUUGGGUCCGCCGAUGACACAACUAGUGCAAGUCAAGCAUCCAAGAAGCGUCAACGAACAUCCCAAUCUGAUGAAGGUACAGGUAUCAUCAAUGUGCCUGCUGAUGUUAAUCGUCCGUCCCGCGUGGUCAACAAACCCGUUAGUGCCACCCACGAGAUUCGUCAGCUGCGAGACCAAGUCGCAGCAAUGGAGAACGAGCUCAACCAACUGCAAUCCAAGUGGACUGAACAACUACCCGACACAUCGACACGAGCGACUGCGCAGCAUUCAGCUCGCGAGAAGUACGAGGUGGGUCAGACUGAGGAGAAGCACAACAAACUGCAAGACAUUCAAGUAGAACAGCAAUUCAUGUUCGCCAGCCUGCAAACAGCCAUCUUGCACGCCCCAUUGCACUCAAGCGGGAAGGAAAUGCUGAAGGCGUUGCACUUUAACACUAGUCUCGGACGUGAUCCGGAACAGCGCGAGAAAGUGUUGCUCGCACAUAACAACCGUUCGCUUUCUACAAUACCUUCGAUCGUGAAGAAGAUUACACAAGAGGCAAUGGAUAAGGUGCUUGCACAACGGGGCAAGGAGGACGCAAGCAAGCCAGUGAUUCCACUCUCUCAAAUUGACGUCACGGGCGGCAAAAACAGCUCGAUUGUCUCGAGCGUGUUCAUCUCGGAGAUUCCAAAUGCGACAUUGGAGGAAGUAUACGAAGCGGUUGCUUCUUACUUUCAGGACCUCCCGACUUAUAUGAAGCGCCACUUCAGCAUUGAUGUGAAGCGCGAAAGACUCAACCGUGCAAACUCCCCGGUCGGAUACUGGCGCUGGGCGCUCGACGGGAACGGGAUUCCUGCCAGAGUUAACAUCGUCCUAUGCUCAGAGCUCACAGCAUCACACGGUAUGUUUCAUGUCGAUGUCAUUACGGAUGACCAGUUGUAUCAUGUAUCCUCGGUACAGUUCGGAAUCUGCGGAGUAACCAUUACGCCUCAACGUGAUCCCCUAACGGGAGAGAUCUUGUCGGUGACGCUGCGGUGGUUAGUUUUGUACCACUACAACUUGGUACCAAACGACCCGGCACUCGCGAGAGAGCUGGAGAUCAUUCGGCCUAUUCUGAACGGUGACCUCAUUACUUCCUCAGUGUGUGAGUAUCUUCAAAAGAAACAGUUGUCAAGUUUUAGGAAUUAA